Molecule: messenger RNA, 1425 nt
Organism: Carica papaya (papaya)
Lineage: Eukaryota; Viridiplantae; Streptophyta; Magnoliopsida; Brassicales; Caricaceae
Source: RefSeq, a predicted model, not a curated record
UAUUCCACAUUGAAUCACAAAAACCUACUCCUCUGCGAAUCGCCGAUACUCUGCUCCAAGAAGAGGACGAAGAAGAGGGAGGCCAAGGGUGCUUUUCUCUUGAUUUUCUGAUGGACGAUAGUAGGGGGAGGAGAGCGACUAGGUGGUUACGGAUGGAGUGCUCGACACCGAGGACGAUCCUUGGCCGGUUGAUGUCCGGUUUGAGGAGGGAUAAGGGGAGGAACCCUGCGGUGGGAAGCCAGCGGAGAAGGAACGAGAGGGAGAGGGAGGAUGACGCGGCGGAGGUCAGUGGGUCGAGGAAUGGACUGAAUAGGAGUGACUCAUGUUUCACUACCGGAAGAAGUAUCUCAGUUCUGUUUGACAUGCCAUCUGUAGAACUUUUUAACAUGCUUCUCUACUUUAAACGAUGUCACAUAGUUGACUAUGGAAUGGAUGACAACCUUAUCUUAUUUCUUCAUUUCCCAGGAUCUCGAAGGGCAGAAAACUCUUUCAACAUGGCAAUUGGGUGUUGUCUUUUGUACCUUAUGGCUUGUAGCAAAAAUGAACUUGAAAAGAUGGUUGAGUUGCGGAAACAAAUGGAAAUGCUCCUUGGAAAUGUCAAAGAACUUGAGAGGAAACAUCUGCUGCCUGAACCACCUGCCCCAGAUGGUGCAUAUGCAUAUUCCGAAGAUGCUCCAGAGAGUCCAGAAUCUAAUAAAAAUCUUCCCCUUCAAAUCCUGCCAAGAUCUUUCACUUUACCAGAAGUAUCCACCAUCACGGCAUGUGAUAAGUCUUUGAGAUUUAGCAUACCUGAUAUGGGAGAAACUCUCGAAGGAAUUGAUGAGCUUGAAGUAGAACUCCAGGCUGAGCUAGAACGCCUGCAACUCCAUUUAGACGCAGAGAAGUUUCUGAGGCAUCCAGAGGAACAAAAAAUGAAGGUUCGUGUUAAUGACACUGCUUCCAGUAGAAGCCCUGGUUCUAGCUCCCCGGAAGUCAUUGAUCCUGCAAGUGACUCUCAAGAGGUGCACUGUGAUGUGAACUGUGGAGUUCCUUCCCGUGAACUUGAAAGAAGAUUGCAUGAAUUACUGGAAGCCAGGCAGCAAGAACAAAUAAGAGAGCUAGAAGCUGCUUUAGAAUGUGCAAAUCAGAGGCUUCAUGAGAAAGAAAAGGAGAUUUCUUGGUGGAGAGACACAGCAAGACUCGUUUCACAGCAUAUUCAAUAACAGAAACCACAGCUUAUUCCAAAUGUGGGCCAGAAAUCUGUCCCUUUUUGAGGUGAGCAUCAACUUGUACAAUGGCUUCUUAGAAUUGAUUAAUGAUCUGUAAGUUGCUGAUCGAUUAAAUUGAUACUGUGUUUGGCUGAAUUGCUUUUACCCUUUUGCCCUUUUUGGUCAAAGGAUUGCAUAGUAUGUGCAUUACAGAUUUACAAAACUGUAAUGAUAAAUA